Malania oleifera is the source of this 1002-nucleotide messenger RNA. Its product is annotated as zingipain-2-like. The record is from RefSeq and is a predicted model, not a curated record. Bases 1 to 1002 code for a protein of 333 amino acids. Gene Ontology annotation, cellular component: lysosome. Lineage: Eukaryota; Viridiplantae; Streptophyta; Magnoliopsida; Santalales; Ximeniaceae. Gene Ontology annotation, molecular function: cysteine-type endopeptidase activity. The transcript has 2 exons.
AUGGGCAAGUGGGGUUCCAGAGCUUCUUCAUCUCCCACUCUCCAUGACCAAACCAUGCACCAGAGGUAUGAACAAUGGCUAGCCAAGUACAACAAGAUGCAUGUGGAUGCAGCUGAGAAGGAUACGAGGUUUGAGAUUUUCAAAUACAAUGUGGAAAGAAUAGACCUUCACAACAGUGACCAAACCCGAUCGUACACAUUGGCCGUCAAUGAGUUUGCUGACCUUACCACAGACGAGUUCUUGGCCUCCUACACAGGAUACAAGAGGCCACCUAGAAAAUUUGAGUCCUAUUCCUCUGCAGCGAGCACUUUAAUGCCCUUCAGGUAUGGAAAUGUGAGGAGAGUGCCACCAUCAAUGAGUUGGACAAAGAAAGGCGCCGUGACCAAUGUCAAGAGCCAAGGCGGAUGUGGUUGUUGUUGGGCAUUCUCAGCAGUAGCUGCCAUGGAAGGAUUUGCCAAGAUCAAAACUGGCACGCUGGUUUCUUUAUCAGAGCAGGAGCUGGUAGACUGUGACAGACUACUCGACGGCGGCUGCAAAGGUGGUUGGAUGCGAAGUGCCUUCAACUUCACCAAAUACAACAAGGGCCUCGCUGCAGAAGACCAGUACCCAUACCAAGGAAUCGAUGGAUUUUGCGACAGAGCCAAGGCGUACCCACCCGCCGUCAAAGUCAGUGGCUACGAAAGCGUCCCUUCCAACAGCGAGAACGACCUAUUGAAGGCCGUCGCGCACCAGCCGGUAGCGGUGGCCCUCGACGUUAGCAGCGAGCAGUUCAGGUUCUACAACAGCGGCAUCUUUCGGGGGUCGUGCGGCACCAACCUAAACCACGGCGUUGCUUUGGUGGGUUAUGGGACGACGACAGAUGGGACUAAGUAUUGGGAAGUGAAGAAUUCUUGGGGAGAAGGGUGGGGUCAUGGAGGCUUCAUACGGAUGCAGAGAAAUAUUAAUGGUCCAUAUGGAGCAGGCCUCUGCGGUAUCGCUGUUGAUGCCUCUUACCCCGUAUAG